CAUCGUCUCUGCAUUUUGUUUUCCAUUACCCACUUUGUUUGUACCUGCAAGGCCACACUCAACUGUUCUUUGAUAAUUAACCUCUGAGAAUGAUACAAUACCUGAUUAACUGAAUUGUAUCUUAAAAAUCUUCGGCAUCCUUGCGUCCUCAAUCCUUCCACAGUUCCUGGCUGUUUUGUACGCGCCGUCCCCUACUCCAGCAUCAAGCCUGGUCGAUUCGGAGGACGCCAACAAGUUUAUCGCCCCACCCAAAUUCGACCCAUCACGGAUUCCACAAUGCCACCGCGUGUCAAACCAGAGCCUGGAGCGACUAUUCCUGAGACGCCCCCCCGCCGCGGCAACCCACGCCCAAACAACCCAAGCACACCCCGUACGCGCACACGCGUGCCUAGUCGCCCAGCACCCUCAGCGGAUUCAAGUUCAGGUUUCUCCCCAGAAGAUCCGCGUGGUCGCCGGUCGGGUGCUCCUACUGUCGAUACUCGAGUUGCUGCUCUGCAGGCUCCACCUCCGUCGUCCGACACAGAUAAUGACUGUGUUUUCAUGGAAGUCCGGCCCAGGACGAAGAUAGAAGUUGGAACGGACGGUGCAAUCGACAUGCCAUUCGCAGGCGCCGAGCCAGGCGAUAUCGACAAGAAUCUCAAGGAUAUUGGUCAACAUCUCAAGAAAUUUAAUGAUACCCUUGGCUCCCUGCAGCAGCUCGGUAUUCAUCAUGAUACUCCUCUCCCUGAGCUCAUCCUCGUCGGAGAUCAGUCUUCUGGAAAGUCAAGUCUCAUGUCAGCCAUCUCCAAAAUUAUCCUUCCUCGAAGCGAUGGCGUCUGUACCCGUUGUCCCAUCCACAUCCGCCUCUCCAGCGAUUCGGCAUGGCGGUGCCGCAUUUCUCUACAGCAGGACUAUGCCUACCGGCCACCCAACAACGAGCCCAUCACUGAGGCGGAUGUGACCGACCAGAACCCUUUCCCGCCCUGGGUAAAACAACAGCGGGAAGUCAAGGAGUUCAAGAUGGUCUACCAGAAGACGGAUCCUAUUGACGACAUUGUUCGAUGGGCCCAGAUCGCUAUUCUCAAUCACAACCGGAACUACAAAAACUACGUGCCCAAAGACUGGAACCAACGUACGCCCGAGGAGCAAGACCCCGAGGUGGAGGCACAACUUCUGGCUGAGGCGGAGCGACAUACUGAGGCCAAGUUCUCUCCCAACACAGUGGCCAUUGAAGUGAAGGGCCCCGAACUGCCUGAUCUGUCAUUCUACGAUAUGCCCGGUGUUUUUCGAAAUGCGAAGCAUGAAGAGGACCAAUUCCUGGUCAAGGUCGUCGAGAACCUGGUCAAGAGCUACGUUUCGCAUGAGAAAGCGAUCAUUAUGUGGGCAGUGCCUAUGAACCAUGAUCCUGAGACCUCGUCUACCUUCACUCUGAUAAGAAACAUCAGGGCGCAAGGUCGGACAAUUGGGGUUAUGACAAAAGCCGAUCUGCUGCCACGUGGCGGACACGCCCAAUGGCUGGCUAUGCUUGCCGGACAACAGCACCAGGUCGGCCGGGGCUACUUCAUUACAUCUCGAGCCCCGCCUUCUGUGAACCUCGAUGGCACCCCUCACGGCAAUGAGCUUCGCCGGGAGCGUCCGAGUCUGUCCGAUGAACGUGCGGCAGAAGAGGCCUUUUUUAACCGACAAGUGCCCAGUGCUGACCGAACAUGGCCAGAUGAAUUCUCUCCCUUUGACGAUCGAUGUGGAAUUGAUCAACUCGUCAAAUUUUUGGCACAAGACCUUGCGCAAGAGUUCGCCAAGAAUCUGCCCAGCUUGUCACAGAAGCUCCAUGCCAAACUUCACAGCACCCAAGAAUCCCUUAGGAGACUCCCAGAGAUGCCUCAAAACCCGGAAUACGAAGUGCGGAAGAGCAUACUGAAGUUUACAAGCGACGUUCAGGCCCGCCUGAAGAGCAAGGCCUUUGCGGCUUCUUGGAGCGCGAUCGCUGAAGGCUUCAAGGCGCGAAUCAUCGACCUUUACCCUCGCUUCCGCGUUAAACCCGAGGGCUUUGCAAUACACGCAGAUGGUAGCGAUCGAGAUAGUGUCUACUCAGUUAAUAACUCGCCGAGCCUCUCGAACAAACGUCACCGUCCCAUCGAUCUCACAACGGAGGGAACUCCCUCGGCUCAGCGACGCCGGGUGGAGAAUACACGUGUGAAGACCGAGGAGGGCAAUGGCUCAUUCUCUUUAGGCUCUCCAAGAGGGACCCCUGGUCCUGUGAAUGGCAGGAUCCCCAGCAAGACUCUCGAAGAGAUCCGGGUCCUGAUUCGCUCAGAACGCGAGGCCGGCAAGCCCGGCGAAAUUCCAUACGACGUUAUCGAACGUCUCUGUAUGGAGGCGGUACGACCGUGGAGCGCUCCUUGGCAAAAAUUUCUGGAUGAGACGAUGCUCCAUCUGCGACGCGAACUGGAUGCGUCUCUCGGCGAGUCCUUUCAGGACUUGAAGAAACGUCAGGUGUACAGCAUCGUCCAGAAGCUCACGAGGGAAUGGCUGAAAGACCACCGUGGCCGGAUCUUCCACCAGCUUGAGCGCAAUUACAAAAUGGAGACGACUAAAAUCUAUACGCUGGACGACGAGACUUUUGCACGUCACCGCGUCCACGAGGGAAACAUGCUGAAGCGUAACCGGCACUUUCAGCGUAUGAAGCAAUACAACGGCGAUCACAGUCCCACUAAGCUUGAGGACUGGAGCACGAUGUCAGCUGAGGCUCGCCGCAAGGAGGAGAUCGAGACCCAAAAGGAGGCGGUUAAGCUGGGUGAAGACCCUUUCAAGGAUGAGCUCGACGUUGCAUCUCACGUCCGUGGCUAUUACCUUACCGCGGCCAUGAGGUUCAUCGAUGUUGUUUCCAUGCAGAUCACCUGCGGGCUCUUCCCAGAUCUUGUCGCCGAUAUCGAGCUGUAUCUCGAGAAUAAGAUGGGUCUCACUCAGCGAACCGACCCGGAUAUUUUCGUCGCUUUGAUGGAGGAGGAGCAGUCUACUGCCGAGAAGCGACUGAAGCUCAAGGCCGAACUGCAGCGGUUUCAGCGGGCCGUCAGAGAGCUUUCGGACCUCGAGGAGACAGUCAUGAGGGGCUCGAUGAACGAUAGCGCAACGCCACAGCAGGAGGAUCAGUACAUGAGGGACGUCGAGGUAAAUGAUGCGGAAGAUGAGAUUUAA
Cryphonectria parasitica EP155 is the source of this 3174-nucleotide messenger RNA. RefSeq lists its product as uncharacterized. Gene Ontology annotation, cellular component: membrane; cytoplasm; microtubule. The record is from RefSeq and is a predicted model, not a curated record. Gene Ontology annotation, molecular function: GTPase activity; GTP binding; microtubule binding. The coding region runs from base 277 to 3174 and encodes 965 amino acids. The transcript has 3 exons. NCBI's taxonomy places the organism in Eukaryota, Fungi, Ascomycota, Sordariomycetes, Diaporthales, Cryphonectriaceae.